Polistes canadensis is the source of this 1188-nucleotide messenger RNA. RefSeq names its product NAD kinase 2, mitochondrial-like. Gene Ontology annotation, cellular component: mitochondrion. Lineage: Eukaryota; Metazoa; Arthropoda; Insecta; Hymenoptera; Vespidae. Bases 1 to 1188 code for a protein of 395 amino acids. The transcript is spliced from 5 exons. Gene Ontology annotation, molecular function: NAD+ kinase activity. The record is from RefSeq and is a predicted model, not a curated record. Gene Ontology annotation, biological process: NAD+ metabolic process.
AUGAAGUUAACUCGACGUUUGCUGUGUCUACCCUUUCGACCAAAACGCGUCUUAGGAAUAACAAAGGUAACACUUUGGGAUAUUAUAAGAUCGAAAUAUCCUGAUUGGGAUGAAAUGCAACUUCACGAUAAAUUUGUUUCAUUGCAAUCUGGCAUAUCUCCGGAUAUUCUAAAACAAGAACACGAAAUGCAAAUUGAUUGUGAAAAUCAAUUGAACGAAAUAAUGAAGAAAAUUGGAUGUAACUUUAGAAUGGUCAAGAGGGUAAACAAUGCUAACGACGACGUUGAAUGGGCCGAUCUGGUGAUUUCGAUCGGCGGAGAUGGUGCUUUCCUUUUAGCAUCUCGAUUAAUUCAAAAUAAUAAAAAAGCAAUAAUCGGUAUAAAUCCAAAAACCAUUAUAGACGAGCAGCGUACCUUUUCGAUAGAUCAUUGUACAGAUAUUGAAAAUAUAUUUGAAAAAUUGCAAGAAGGAAGAUAUAAUUUAUUGAUGAGAAGUCGAAUAAGAACCACCAUGUACGGGAAGGAUAUUAAUCAUGAGCCUUAUCACUUGGAUGAAAAAACUCGAUCGGUAAAAGACUUAAUGAAAGAUAAAGACGAUGGAAAGAAUUCCGAGAUCGUCGUAAAAAGUAACGAAACAAAACUCGCAGAUUUUCUUCAGGAAUCUCAUCGAAGAGUAUUACCAUGGUUGGCGUUAAACGAGGUAUACAUGGGUGAAUUUUUAUCAACCGGCACGAUAACAUUGACCAUUCAAGUUGACGAUCAAGAUGUUUAUAAAAUACAAUGUUCUGGAAUAUGCGUAUGCACUGGUUCAGGUUCGCGAAGUUGGUUUCGUUCGAUGAAUCUUCAAGCACCGGAAACUGUUAAGAGAUUAAUUAAAAUCGCUAUGGGAAAGGAUAUCGAUGAAGAUGAUGCUUUGAAAGUAAUACAAUCUUAUCAUCGUAGUCUUUCAUUUGAUCCAGAAGACGAGAGAAUGUCUUACAUGGUUCGUGAAUUGUAUAGAGCGAGGAAAUGGCCUAAACCAAAAUCAUCCCCCGAAAGAAGAAUGUGUCGAAAGGUCAAGGUUAUAUCUCAUGGUUUCGACGCCGGUUUGGUUAUCGACGGAGGUGUUACAUUACCAUUCAACGACGGCACUACUGCUGUAUUUGAAAUUCAUUCUGAAGACGGUCUUAAAAAUUUAGUCAUCCGAUAA